Messenger RNA from Dreissena polymorpha, 791 nucleotides. RefSeq lists its product as uncharacterized. The record is from RefSeq and is a predicted model, not a curated record. NCBI's taxonomy places the organism in Eukaryota, Metazoa, Mollusca, Bivalvia, Myida, Dreissenidae. The coding region runs from base 1 to 714 and encodes 237 amino acids. The transcript has 6 exons.
AUGUACGCGUUUGGAAUAAGUUUGUUGGUUGCUGCAACAACAACUUUGCAAUCGCCACAUUUGAGCGUCAAAGUAUUACAUGACAAUGCUCUUCAACUUCUGUGUGAUGCAAUUGACGCUGAAACUGAUGUCAUUCGAUUUUACAGAAACACCACACUCGAGGGGUUUGUGUCUAUAUUUAAGGUGACCCGUAAUAAGCAGUGCGCUGUGCAAACGAAUUUGACUGCUGACACAGCGCAGUGUAAAUGUAUAGACAUAUAUAAAGUUGUUUGCAAUAUUACGGAUAUUACAUUGAGCAGGAAUGAUCAGUGGAAAUGUGCAGUAUUGGAAAAUAAUCGUAUUCAGUUCAGCAAUGAUGCCAGAGUGUCAACAGAAACAUUCUCAACAAUGGCGGCGAAAGCUCCUUUUUCGGCUAUUUCUAGCAAAACUGAUUCGCACGUAAACACGAGCCCACACAUUGCAACAGAAGAAGGAACGACACAAAAAAGCAGUGUUGAGGAAAUUCCGGAGAUUUCUACUGCUUUAGCCAUCACAAAUGCAAUUACUGCAACGGAUAUGGCGUUUGAUAGAAACACAACCAAAAUCAAUUCAAAUGUUGUAGCGAUAAUGGCGACGGCUGGGCCGUUUAUCGUGCUGGACAUAGGCCUUUUACUGUUCGUGUGUAGAAAGAAAUUAAACAUCUGCCAGAAACGUAAAACAUGUAAUGGAACAUGACGCUCUUCGCUUUCAUAAUGUUACUUCCGUUGAUGUCUCUGCACCGGAUGACAUCACGACUUCUUCCUGUACAGGAU